Cannabis sativa is the source of this 2620-nucleotide messenger RNA. RefSeq names its product serine/threonine-protein kinase D6PK. The record is from RefSeq and is a predicted model, not a curated record. Gene Ontology annotation, biological process: protein phosphorylation. Gene Ontology annotation, molecular function: ATP binding; protein serine/threonine kinase activity. The transcript has 3 exons. Gene Ontology annotation, cellular component: cytoplasm; nucleus; plasma membrane. NCBI's taxonomy places the organism in Eukaryota, Viridiplantae, Streptophyta, Magnoliopsida, Rosales, Cannabaceae. The coding region runs from base 657 to 2435 and encodes 592 amino acids.
UGGAGGCCCAUAUGUUGUAUGUUUGAUUCAGACCUUUGUAAUUUUAGACAAAUACAUUGAAAAUAAUUGAACCCUCCAAAAAAAAUAAAAAAAGCUUCUUCAACUUUGACCCCUCUCUCUCUCUCACUUUCUCUCCCUUCAUGGACCCAACUCUUUCUAAAAACACAACAGAAAGCUUUACUCUUUCUCUCUCUCUCUCUCUCUUCAUUGCUUUUUCUCUCACUCCACAAGUUUUAGGGGAAAGGAAAGCAAAGGAAAGAGCUAAUCUUUCUUACACAUUUGUUCUUCCCUUUUAUCUCUCUAAACAGUAGAAGUAGUAGUAGUGAAAGUGAUGAUAUUUAGUGCUCUUGGAGAGGAAAAAGAUUUGAUUUUUAUUAAUUUUUUUCUUCACUCUGUUAAACCAAAGUUCUGAUCUUUAUAGUGACUUCUCUCUCUUUCUCUCACAAGUCUCAGGUACCCUUUUUGAGACUUACUUUUUCUCUCUUGGCUUUUAAUUGGGUCUUUGUGUUAUGAUGCUUGAAAUUUCACUUGGUUUUUUUGAUGAACAUGAAGAUGAAAACAACUGAGUUUAUCAAUGGUGGUGUGAAUGAAGUGAUGAAAUUGGGAUCUGAGUAAAUGGGUUUUGUUCAAUUUGAUCUCAAAACCAGUUUAUAUCAAUGGCAUCAAAAUCAUCCAGUACUAGAAUUUCACCUGAAAGGCAAAGAAAAAUAAGUCAAAAAACAGAAGGAAACUCAAGAAGGCCACCCCCUAUACAGAUUUCCAAGACUAGUAAAUCAGAGCCAGUUACCCCAAGAGAUUUAGUCCCUAAAACCGCCCCACAAGUUGUUUCGAAAAAGGUUUCUUUAGAAACAAUUGAGAGCAAAAAACAACCUCAAAGUUGUUUAGUAGAUAAGUUAAACUCUAGUUUAUCACUCCAAGAACCAAUUGGAACUAAAACUCUACCCGAAAAUGGUGGUGAUCUAGGAGUAGGAGUGAAUGUUGCUUCUUCGGGGGCGGCUAAAGUUAGUGAUGGGGUUAGUAGUCUUGCUAAGACUAGUGGAAGCGCUAAAGUUAGCGAACGGGGCGAGUUUGUUGAGAGUGGAAAGAGUAGUAUUUGUAGGGGAAGUACAAGUAGUGAUGUGAGUGAUGAGAGUACUUGUAGUAGCUUGAGUAGCAGUGUUAACAAACCUCAUAAGGCUAAUGACAUACAAUGGGAAGCGAUUCAAGCUGUUAGAACAAAGGAAGGUGUGUUGAAUUUCGGGCAUUUUAGACUUUUGAAAAAGUUGGGGUGUGGAGAUAUUGGAAGUGUUUAUCUUUCAGAGCUUAGGGGAACAAAAUGUUAUUUUGCAAUGAAAGUUAUGGAUAAAACUUCUUUAGCUAGUCGAAAGAAACUGCUUCGGGCUCAGACUGAAAGAGAGAUUUUACAAUCCUUAGACCAUCCUUUCCUUCCUUCACUAUACACCCAUUUCGAGACCGAGAAGUAUUCUUGUUUGGUGAUGGAGUUUUGUCCUGGUGGUGAUUUGCAUACUCUUAGGCAGAGACAACCCGGGAAGCAUUUCACCGAGCAGGCUGUUAAGUUUUAUGUGGCCGAAGUUCUUCUUGCUCUUGAAUAUCUCCACAUGCUCGGGAUUGUUUACCGUGAUCUGAAGCCAGAAAAUGUCCUUGUUAGGGAUGAUGGGCAUAUAAUGCUUUCUGAUUUCGAUCUUUCUCUACGCUGUGUUGUUAGUCCAACACUUGUCAAGUCAUCAGCACCCGAAUCUGAUCCCCUAAGAAGGAACUCGGUUUACUGUGUGCAACCAACUUGUAUUCAACCCUCUUGUAUUCAACCAACCUGUGCGGUUCCCACAACAUGCUUUGGUCCUCGUUUCUUUUCGAGCAAAUCAAAGAAAGAAAGGAAACCGAAAAAUGAAAUGGGCAACCAAGUCACUCCAUUGCCAGAGCUUAUAGCCGAGCCAACCAACGCUCGCUCAAUGUCAUUUGUUGGAACACACGAGUACUUAGCACCCGAAAUCAUCAAAGGCGAAGGGCAUGGUAGUGCUGUUGAUUGGUGGACUUUUGGUAUCUUUUUGUACGAACUAUUGUUCGGUAAGACCCCUUUUAAGGGAUCAGGAAACCGAGCUACUCUCUUCAAUGUAGUUGGGCAACCAUUAAGGUUCCCCGAGACACCAGUAGUAAGCUUUUCAGCAAGAGAUUUGAUAAGAGGAUUGCUUGUGAAAGAGCCACAGAAUAGAUUGGCAUACAAACGAGGCGCUACAGAGAUUAAACAGCAUCCAUUCUUCGAAGGCAUAAACUGGGCAUUGAUUCGAUGUGCAAGCCCACCCGAGAUACCAAAACCAGUUGAGUUUGAGCGGUUGUCAUCACCGGUAGUAUCAUCAACAAGCGACAAAGCUAAUAACGGUGCUGCCUCAGCUGCUUACCCCGAUCAAAACAAUUAUCUUGAAUUUGAUUUCUUUUAAAAUAUUGUUAUUUUUUCUUUAAUUUUUGCUUGAGAAAGAUGCAUAGCUUCAGCUUCUGAAAUGUUGGUCAUGUUGAAAAGAAAAAAAAAUAGUGUUGUUAUGUUUAUAAUGAUCAUAUGUUUGAUGUUGUGAUACAUUUUCAUACUUUGUAAUGCAGAAGCUAAAAAUGUUUAGUGAUCUCCAAA